Molecule: messenger RNA, 363 nt
Organism: Sclerotinia sclerotiorum 1980 UF-70
Lineage: Eukaryota; Fungi; Ascomycota; Leotiomycetes; Helotiales; Sclerotiniaceae
Exons: 3
Coding region: 1-363 (120 amino acids)
Source: RefSeq, a predicted model, not a curated record
AUGGAGACAAAUUCCGAGCACGAAACAGAAACUCUCCCUUUCUUUGCUCUUGAGGCCUUGCCCUCAACUAAGAGAGCAAAUAACUUCUGGAGAAAUUCGACAGUUGAAGUUUGGACAAUGCAGGAAUGUGUUUUGGGAGUGAGAGUUUAUUUCAGAGAAAUAUUGAGCUUCAAUCGCUGUUUGCGGGCAAACUGCUCAGAGGCUGUGAUGCCGAAACUAAUGAGACAGAGCCGUUAUUUGAGGAGGUGGAUAGCGACAAGAUUGGAAAGCUUCUUGCUAGCCAUCUCCGCCCGAAAGACGAGUUUCUGUUUACCAAAUAUCCAAGUUGCACAGCGGCACUUGGGCCCCGAAACAGCAGCUUAG